Colletotrichum gloeosporioides is the source of this 966-nucleotide messenger RNA. RefSeq lists its product as uncharacterized. Gene Ontology annotation, molecular function: oxidoreductase activity. The transcript has 2 exons. The record is from RefSeq and is a predicted model, not a curated record. Bases 1 to 966 code for a protein of 321 amino acids. NCBI's taxonomy places the organism in Eukaryota, Fungi, Ascomycota, Sordariomycetes, Glomerellales, Glomerellaceae.
AUGUCCAUCAAGACAGUAGCCGUCGUUGGUGCCUCAGGCCUCGUCGGCCUCCGCGUCGUCAAGUCCCUCCAGGACCACGGCUUCACCGUCACAGCCAUCUCGCGCACCUCCUCAACAGCAACAUUCCCCGCGGGCGUCGCGGUCCGCAAAGCCGACCUCGCCUCGGUCGAGUCGCUGACCGCCGCGUUCGCGGGCCAGGACGCCGUCGUCUCGGCCAUCUCGACCGUCGCUGCCGUGGUCAAGGGCGCGCAGGACCCGCUCGUCGACGCCGCCGUCGCGGCCGGCGUGAAGCGCUUCAUCCCGUCCGAGUACGGCCUCAACACGCGAAACCUCAAGGGCGAGAUCCUCGGCGACUGGCUCAUUGCCAAGACCGAGGCGGUGGACUACCUGAUUGAGAAGGCGAAGGCGCAUGAGGGGUUCACGUGGACUGGGAUCGGCACGAGUUUGUUCUUUGACUGGGUGAGUUAUCCUCUUUUGCUGGCUUUGAGUGAUCUGCUGACGGUGGACGGGCAGAGCAUCACCCGCGGCAUCUACGGCAUCGACCUCGCGAACAAGAGCAUCGACAUCUUCGACUCGGGCAACCAGAAGGUGUCGACGACGUCGCUGGUCUUCCUGGCCGAGGGCAUCGCGGCCGUGCUGAAGCACCCCGACGAGACGGCCAACCAGUACAUCAACAUCAUCGAGUUCGACGUCACGCAGAAUCAGCUGCUCAAGCUGUUCGAGGAGGAGACCGGCGCCAAGUGGACGGUGAAGCACAAGACCGCCGAUGAGGUCAACGAGGAGGGCAAGAGGAAGCUGGCGGCCGGCGGACGGUUCCCGUUUGAGGAGUUCCUCAUCAAGUAUCAUUUCGCUGACGUGCCCGGCCACUCUAUUCCGGAAGAGGGCAAGGCGAAUAAGGUGCUGGAGCUGCCGCAGAGUGACCUGAGGGACUUCGUGAAGGGGUACAUCAAGGAGAACAGCAAGUGA